AUGGCUCCUCCGAUCCGGGUUAAGGAGAAACAGGUCCGUGGGGAGUCAUGCGCCGGCCUGGCUGGUCUCGGCACCGCCAUCAGCUGCUCCCUGGCCGGACACAAGGUACACAUACUAGAGGCAGCACAAGAAAUCCGUGAAAUCGGCGCGGGAAUCCAGAUCCUACCGAACAGUUCGCGGGUUCUCCAACACUGGGGACUCACCGAGAAACUAACCCCAUACAUGACACUUCCCCGCGUGUGCAACUUCCUCGGUUGGAAAGGCAAUCUGAUAUCCUCGAUGGACUUCCAUGCCUCGGAGCGGCAAUAUCCCGGCACCUGGUAUCGAGAUUUCCACCGAGCAGAUCUACAGCGAUGUCUGGCGGAGCGGGCAGAGGAGCUAGGAGCCAAGAUGACUUGUAGUGCGCGGAUUGUGGACGUGCAGGCACAGGAGAAGUGUGCGACGGCGAUUGCGGCAGACGGGAGACGAUGGGUGGGGGAUCUCGUUGUCGGUGCAGACGGGGUGUUUGGGAACCUUACCGAGGUGCUUCUCGGUCGAGAGCAUCCGCCUAUCAAGACGGGGGAUCUGGCGUAUAGACUGCUCUUGUCAACGGAGGAGAUGCGAAAGGACCCGGAGUUGGAGGGUUUCGUGAUGGAUCCGCAGGUGAAUUACUGGUUGGGACCGGAUGCGCAUGCUGUUAACUAUGUCCUCCGCGGGGGAAAGCUGUUCAAUAUGGUCCUCCUGGUACCGGAUGAUAUCCCUGAGGAAUCACUCGCCACGACGGUCGAAGGCAAUGUGCAAGAGAUGUGCUCGCUGUUCGAGGGCUGGGAUCCCCGUCGGUGUAUAAAUGGCGGUUAUGUAUCCGAUACGGCGAUUACAACUGGACGCAUCCCUCUGGGACGUGGACGAUGCUGGGCGACGCAGUGCAUGCGACACUACCAUAUCUCGCAUCAGGGAAUGGCUUUUGAAGAUGGUGCCGUAUUAGGAGAAUGUCUCUCACGACUCCCAAACACGCCUAAUACGCGCAAAACAUCGACCGAGUUUGCUACGGCAAAGAGACAUGCGCUCGCCGUAUUCGAGAAAUGUCGCAAGCAGCGUACUAAAAUGGUAGUGGAACGCGGCAACGUCCAGCAAUAUCUGUAUCAUCUCCACGAUGGCCCUGAGCAGCAGGAACGGGAUCGCCAAAUGCAGAUGGUGCCGACACCGGAAGGGGAGGCGUUGGCCUGGAGGGAUCCGGGUUUGGCUCCAAGGUUGUUGGGAUAUGAUCAUAUUAAAGAUGUGGAUGAGAACUGGGGGAGUGAGAGAGAGAGCAACCUUUUCUAG
Molecule: messenger RNA, 1302 nt
Organism: Aspergillus tanneri
Lineage: Eukaryota; Fungi; Ascomycota; Eurotiomycetes; Eurotiales; Aspergillaceae
Exons: 6
Coding region: 1-1302 (433 amino acids)
Biological process (GO): secondary metabolite biosynthetic process
Molecular function (GO): monooxygenase activity; FAD binding
Source: RefSeq, a predicted model, not a curated record